Vespa mandarinia (Asian giant hornet) is the source of this 1885-nucleotide messenger RNA. Its product is annotated as transmembrane protein 205. The record is from RefSeq and is a predicted model, not a curated record. NCBI's taxonomy places the organism in Eukaryota, Metazoa, Arthropoda, Insecta, Hymenoptera, Vespidae.
AGCAGCGCACUCUGCAGCGGUAAACCCGGACGAGAGGAGAGGUUAUUCGGUAGAAUCGGUAUUUCUACGAAAGAACGAUAGACAAACAUAUGCGUGCUUUGAAAUAUUUUUCGAGAAGUGUCUGUCAUCGAUCAAACGUUAUUAAAUACAAAAAUUAUACGUUAGAAAUUUUUCACGUCCUCGUAUAAUUUCCUCAUCCUCGUCGUCCUCGUUGUUGUUGUUGUUGUCGUCGUCGUCGUCGUCGUCGUCUUCGUCGUCGUCGCCGUUGUCGUUGUCGUUUACGAAAGAAGAAAAAUAAAGAAAAAGAAGAAAAAAAAAAAAUAAAAAAAUGUGCGUCCGUACAUUGGCCGGUAACGAAACAUUCAAUCCGAUGGAAAUACGACAGGAAGAAAAUAAUACUCAGCGGCAAAAUAAUAAUAAACUUAAAAAGGCCAAAGAAAAAUAUAUGAAGAUUCACGAUGAGAUGAUUGCUAGAGAACUUCAAGUUAUUCAAGAACGUCGUAGAGUCGAUCAAUUUUUUUCACCUGAUAUAACCGACGAUAUCCUUACUGCUAGUACCAUCAAAUACAGCGUAUUUAUUAAUGUCCUGUCGAGAUAUUACGAGACUGUACAGAGAAGUAAAAUUUUUAAAAUUCUCUUUUAUACGGCUCAACCAGCACACAUUAUCAUGCUAGCAGCCGUUCUCUUUGUGACAUCAAUCUUAGUACCAUCAAGAGACAAGAUCUAUGUAACUAACUCUUCAAGAAUUACAUCUUUCAUUUAUCUCGCUUCUUUUGUCAUGCAUUUUGGUGCACAAGUUUGGAUGACUUUUGUUUCAGGUCUUUCCUUAUAUUUUGCUCUUCCACGACAUACCUUUGGUGAGGUACAACGUGUACUCUUCCCACGUUACUUCACCAUCAAUGCAUGCUUAAGUUUAAUCACAUUACUCAUAUUCGUAAAACAUCAUCCGAUAUAUACAUGGGAUACUGAAUUAACUAUUCAGGUCAUUGGAAUGUCAGGAGCUUUCUUCUUGGAACUAUUAAUACGUCUGUAUCUUACACCACCACUUUUGCAAUUGAUCAUUCAGAAAAAUGCUUUAGAACGAGCCGCAGGCGUAGGUAAUGAAAUUGGCCGACAUAAUCCUGGUCCUUUGAAGCACUGCCCACAUUAUCUCAAAAUACAUAAUGCAUUUCGACGUGUUCACGUUUCCAUUGCGAUGGGCAAUAUGCUUACUAUGGCUUGCACGAUUCUACAUCUUCAUUAUAUUGCAAGCAAAUUAUGCGUUUUAUAAGAAAAGGUUUUACUCUUCUUCUUCUUUUUCUUCUCCUAUUUUUUGCAUAGUCGAUAAAAAAAAAAAAGAAACAAAAAAAAAAAGAAAAAAAAUUGUAUUCCAUGAAAUAGUGCUUAAUGUUCAUCAGCCGGAAGAAUAUUUUUGAUAAGCAACUAUAUACAAAUUUGAAUUAUUAAUUAAUUAUUCAAGUAAUUAAUUAAUUAAUUAAUUAUUGUUGGGUGCUAAAAAAAAGAAGAAGGUAAUUUCUUCCAUAGAUUUUUUUUUAUUAUUAUUAUUAUUAUUAUUAUUAUUAUUAUUAUUAUUAUUAAUUAGGAUUGUUUAAAUGAAAGAGAUAUGAUGAAAUCUUAACUUGAAUUUGGAUAGAUUUUCUUUUUCAAACAAAAACAAAUUUGAUUUUUUCUGUCGAUAAUGAAAGUGCUUGUGAACAGAAGGAAGCCUCGAGGAACUCAUUGUACUCUAUAUCUGAGGAUACAAUCGUAUUUAGUAGAAAAAAAAAGACAGUAUAUGUAUUUAAUAAAAUUAGUCUUCUCCUGUUAACGUAUCAUUUAUACGUCAUCGGCGAUAAUAGAUACUCAAGAUAGUAAAGAAUAUAUCUGAAAGAAGAAAAAAAAAAAA